GUGCGUGCCGCCGUUGAUCCGGUGCUGCAGUGAGGAGGUGGUUCUUACCCGUGUUGUGUGUGAGUGUGUGAGUGAGAGAGCGAGUGAGUGUGUGUGUGUGUGUGUGGAGAUUCAGCUUGGUGUUGUCGGUGACUUCCCCCUCCCCUCCAUCCCUUCCCCUCCCCGCCGCCGCUGCAGUGGCCGCUCCCUGGGCCGUAGGAAAUGAGCGAUAACGAUGACAUCGAGGUGGAGAGCGACGAAGAGCAACCGAGGUUUCAAUCUGCGGCUGACAAACGGGCUCAUCAUAAUGCACUGGAAAGAAAACGUAGGGACCACAUUAAAGACAGCUUUCACAGUUUGCGGGACUCGGUCCCAUCACUCCAAGGAGAGAAGCUCUGUUUCCUCUUUGGGGAACUUUGUGCUCCUCUCCUUCAUGACCGCAGUUUGAUGGGGAAGUGUCACACCUUCAUUUCAAGCUACUUAAAGGGCAUGAGAAAAAAGAACGUUCAAGGUUUGGAAAAUGGUUUGUGUUGACCCUUAAGUAUAUGACUGACUCCUGGUUUAAUUAAACCCCUUGCCAGGCAUGAUAGCUCUGCCUUUUUCUAGUGAUCAACAUAUUGGGUCUGCUGGGAAUAGAGGGAGAGGGCAGGAAGCCUUCAAGGGGCCCCAGGGCUGUGCUGUCUCUGACCACACAGCCUUCCAACCUCUCUUGGCAUUGGUGGGGUUCCACUUUUGAAUGAACUAGUCUAAUGUAGAACCAAAUUUAGUGUGCAAAUUCUUAAUUUUGUUUUCAGAAGAUAGCUUAUUCAAGUAGAAGAGUGUUUUGGCUUUGCUCUAGCCUCCCUUCACCUUUCAUGUGUGUAAUAACUUGUGCAGGUUUUAUCCUCUAGAACAGCGGUUCUUAACCUGUGGGUCGCAACCCCUUUGUAACAAUGAAAAUACAUCACGGCAUUAGGAAGGUUGAGAACCACUGCUCUAGAAUAACUAGUGCAAAAUAAAAUAGGUGCCAGUUGGUGAAUCAGAUAGUAGCUCUCUUUGUCCUCCAGAUACGGUAUUUUUGGUUCUUCAGGAAACACUGCAGCUGUAACAUCAGCCCAGUAGGAUCUGGUUUUGGCUGUGAAGAGAAAAAAUAAUGAAUACAGUUAAUGUUUCUCAAAUCAGCAUUGGGAGCCCAGGGAAGGGCAGUGAUGUUCCUACUGUUGACCAUCUAGUAUUACUAUUCUUUUCCUCAUUUCUCCCCACCAACUUUCUAAAAUAAUUUGGAUUUUUUUUUUUUUUUUUUGAGACUAGGUGUCAUUAUGUUGCCCAGGCUAGUGUUUAGCUCCUAGGCUCAGGCCACCCUUCCACUUCCUCCUCCCUAGCAGUUGGGAUUACAGGCACAUGCCACCGUGCCUAGUGAUACAACUUGGAAUUAUAGACAAGUCCAAGUUACUGUAGUAAGAUUUACAACUCCAGAAAUGUUUGGAACUCUUGCCUUAUAUAUGAAAAUUUUUGAGAGCCAUUGCCUUAAAUGAGAUUUAUUAACCUUGGACUUCAUCAUUGUAAACCAAUUCAGGAGUCAUUUGGGACCUUAAAAGGUUCUAAUUAGAAUCAAACUCUCUGGGUUUGAGAUCUUUUAUGAGAUAUGUAGUCAACUCUUGUGGUGAUAUGUGGAUGGCCUCUGUUCAAGAGCAGAGGUCUAUGAAGUGCGUGCCUUUGGAGGAAGGGUUGACUUUCCCCUCUGUGUCCUUGCUGUGACCAGAAGGAUCCUAACAAGCCCAGCAGGUACAGUAGAAGGGGCUCCUGCCUGGGCCCUUUCCCACACCCCGGGUCUUCUCCAUUGUCCAUUUUGCUUUUACUCUUCUAGACUGCCAAGAAGUAAUGAGGCUGGCAGCACUGUGCGAAGCUGACUUAGCCCAGGGCAAGUACAGUCAGUUCUCUCAAGCUAGCUUGCAUCUUUAGGCUUUUUCUCUCAGUCUGUUUCUGUGAGAAACUUGUCUUUAAAAGACAAAAACAGUCUUCAGCUCACUCUUGCACCUGGUACGUGUGGGGAGACAAUUUACCCCUUUGGUAAACUUCUCCAAGGAAACCACCUUCGCUAGGGUCUUCUAUUGACAUCCUUGUAGGCAAAUCAGGUGAUUCUUUCAUAGUCCUUUCCUCCCUGCAGUUUUCUUAAUCUUUUUAAUUCUUUUUAAUCUUUUUAAUUCUGUAGCCUGUGUUCCCCCAAAAGGGCGUUGUGGUGGCUCGGUGCCUGUAGCUCAGCGGCUAGGGCACCAGCCACAUACACAGGAGCUGGCAGGUUCGAACCCGGCUCUGGACUGCCAAACAGCAAUGACAAGUACAACCAAAAAAUAGCUGGGCAUUGUGGCGGGCGCCUGUAGUCCCAACUACUCAGGAGGCUGAGGCAAGAGAAUCGCUUAAGCCCGAGAUUUUGAGGUUGCUGUGAAUUGUAACACCAUAGCACUCUACCCAGGGUGUGACAUAGUGAGACUGUCUCAAAAAAAAGAGGUGUUGUGGAGUCCUGGGUUCAAUUUAUGACUCUACUUCCUACUGGUUACAUAGCAUUAAGUUACCGCUCUGCUUUAGUGUUCUCAUUUAUAAAGUAGGAAAAAUAAUAUAUCAGAAGAUUGUGCGAAGAUGCCUGGCACUUACUAAGUACUCAAUAAGUGUUAGCUGCUGCCACUAUUAUCAUUGUAAUUGUCAUAAUCUCUAUUGCUAUGGAACAGAUCCUGGCAAGGCUUCCAGGCAUCCUUCUGUGUAGAUCCCAGAGGUGAACCAGAGAUCUGAGGAGUCACUUUGCAUUCACUCAUACAGCAGUAUUCACAUAGGAGGCCCAGCUAUCUCUUGGGUCCCAUCAGCCACAGUCCAUCCUAUCUUAGGAUGGCAUCCAAAGCAAAGAGAGCCAUUUUUGCUCAGAAAGGCAAAAUCAGAAUUAACACCUUCAGAUUGUAAAUACCAGCAGAGAAAAAAUAUCCAGGUUCUUACUGAAUACGCAGAGGCAACACUUGAUCUGUGGACAUGUUGAAUUACCAAGUAUCUAUCUGGUCAGUCACAUUCACGUGAUGGUUGUCAUUUGACUCAGCUGAUAGGAGCAUAUUUAGGAAACAGAAACCGAAAGCCCAUGGCUGUUCCAUAGUCCAUGCCAUAAAUCCUAGGGCUUCAUGUUUGCUGGUCACAUAUUAUAAACUCAUAAAGGCAAGGAAGAGCCUGCCCACACCUUAAUGCUGUGGUGGAUCACAUGAUCUUAUGUGGUUUAGAAAAAUGGGGGGAGGGGAUUUUAGAUGAGUCUAGCAUUUUUAGUUUCUUUCCUUUUUCUUCCCUGGACUAUAUGCACAUGGAGAUUUGGAGGAAUGCUAUAUUUUGUGCUUGAAAUUUUUUCUUGUUGGAUUUUAAUUCUUACUGAGUACUCUGGGAAGGGUAAAUAAAGUUAACACUGUUCUCUUUUGAUGGUCAGAGACACCCCGAGUGACCUGAGGCACGGCUUUUCAGCAGUGGUUGGAGAAAGCCACUCUGGGUGGCUCAUGCUGGGUUUAACCCAACCCUCCCUCCUUUGGGAACAUUUGUUUCCAACAUACUCUAUAUUCUGAGCAUCCAUGUGAGUUUUAUCUUCACACAAAAGUACCCGAAAGUGGAAACUGCUUCCACUUGCAGGAUCUUUUUCCCACAGCUCAUUUUGCUGUGCUUAUUGCUCACUUUUUACUUCUUUUUUUUUUUAGAGACAGAGUCUCACUUUGUCACCCUUGGUAGAGUGUGGUGGGCUUCACAGCUCACAGCAACCGCCAGCUCUUAGGCUUAGCCAAUUCUCUUGCCUCAGCCUCCUGAGUAGCUGGGACUACAGGCGCUCACCACAAUGCCCGGCUAUUUUUUUGUUGUAGGUUGGCCAGGGCCAGGUUCAAACCCCCUACCCUCGGUAUAUGGGGCCAGGGCCCUACUCACUGAGCCACAGGCCACUGGCGCUCCCCCCCCCCCUUUUACUUCUUGAUUAUUUCAUGGUUUCAUAUGUAAAUAUUUGAAGAAAACACUGGUAACACAAAGGCCACUCUCAGUCUGAUCAUUCAUUAACAAUUAUCACUGUAUAUUUGGAAAUGCUGUUUUCCCUUUGUCCCAGAUGCACAUGAGUAGUUAAGAACUAAUGUUGCCUUCUGAGAACUGUUACUUGAAAAAAUAGCUUUAAAAUAGGCAAAUUUAUAGAGAGCUUGGGAUGUAUAUGUGCAUGGCAGUUACACCAGUGAUGCAAGGGGUAGAAUUUGGAGGGCCAAGUGCAGUCUUAGAGAGUAUCUAGUCAGAUAAGGAGUAGCCGUGGGGAGAAAUGUUGUACCUACAGUCUCAGAACCUAGUAAUGACUAAAGUAUAGAGCAUAGCUCUGUCUCCUGAAUUCCCCAAUUCUUGCUACUCUACUGCCUUUCAUACAAUACUAAUCAUUUUUAAUUCUAUCUCUAGUGUCCAGAGAAACAAGGUAUUUUGAUUAGACUCCUUCUCAUUUAUAAGCCCCUUUCCCCAUUUUAUCACCUAAUAAUUAGACCCUAAGGCUCAUUUGCAGAAAUGGGAAACAGCAUCUGAAGUAUCCAUUGCUUAGUACUCUCAUUCCUCCCGCAUAAGAUGACUUGCUCACUGAAGAAACAUACCCGGCUUUGCCUUAACCCAAGCCUGUUCUGUUCUCUCUACUCAGAGUGACCUUUUCCCAUAACCUGUAUCUUGGUCUCAUGCAGAGUUCACUCCUUCAGGUAGGGGUUUGUGUGCAUGUGUGUGUAGUGCCCAGGCCAGUCCUGGCACGGUAGGUAAUCCCCCUUGCCAGAAGCCAUCUUUCCUGGCCUUUCUAAUCUGUACUAGUCAGAUUACACUUGUCACUGCUGCCCUGUGAUUUGUCUGUAUAUAGGUAUAUUUAUCUCCUCAGACAGAUGGAUAGCAAGUAAGCUUCUGUGCAAAGAAGCCAUGACUAAUACAUUUUGUUUCCCCCCCAGUGUCUGCCUAGUACCAUGCACAUAAUUUGUACCAGAUAAAAAUGGUUGAUUGACUUUGCAGGAUUUCCUCUUAAGGAAAUUGCUUUAAAGGUGCUCGCUGUAAGAAGAAAGCCUGGAAAUUCUAAUACUUGCAAGAACUGGCAAAUAAAGUCUUUCUGAUAGCCUCUCUGAUAGACUCUGAGGUCUGUAAAUGGAGAUGGUUAGGAUUUAAUAUGACUACAUCUGGUUUGCCAGCCUGAGUAUGGAUGUAUUCUUUGCCUUUCUCCCCUGUUGUGUUCUGGUUGUUUAGGACCCACAAGACGCUAUAAUACAGAAUUGUCAAGUACACUUUACCCUGAGUGAGAAGCUUUUCUGCUGCUCAGUAGCCUCUGUGGCAUGAAUGUGAGACUUUUAACUAGUAGACUACCCUGCCUCAGGCUUGUUUUUUGGCUUUUUAUCAUUUACCACUUUGUCUGGCUAUAAGAAACUCUGACCAUGUUUGCAGCCUGGAGGGAAUCUCACAGACAAGUUUGACUUCCAAGAGCACAGUCACCUGACAUACAUGCUGCUGACUUCCUGUCUUCUGACAGGGGAGUGCCCAGUCUACCCACAGCCAUUGGAGAGGUGUGGCUGCUUCCUGAAAUGGCCCAAUCUCAUGGCCUUCCUGUGUUGACAUCUAGCAUUGAUAGCUUUCAUGAAAGUCUCUUUGCUCAGGAGGCUGAAAUAGUGACACAGCAGCAUCGUUCAGUGGGAAAUAGUUAACAAAAGUUGAGAGUUUGACUGAAAUCUAGAACCUUGAUGAAAAAAACUUUGUACCCUGGGUACCUGUAGCUUGGUGGUUAGGGCACUGGCUGCAUGCUUCAGGGCUGGUGGGUUCGAACCUGGCCCAGGGUUGCUAAACAAAACAAACAAACAAAAAAAUAGGGACGAUGCCUGUGGCUCAGAGGAGUAGGGCACUGGCCCAUAUACCGGAGGUGUCGGGUUCAAACCCAGCCCCUGCCAAGAAACUGCAAAAAAAAAAAAAUAGGCUCAGCACCUGUAGCACACUGGUUACAGCACCAGCCACAUACACCAAGGCUGGCAGGUUCUAACCCGGCCCAGGCCAACUAAAACAACAGUGACAACUGCAAUAAAAAAUAGCCGGCGGCGCCUGUGGCUCAACGGAGUAGGGUGCUGGCCCCAUGUGCUGGAGGUGGCGGGUUCAAACCCAGCCCCAGCCAAAAACUGCAAAAAAACAAAACAAAACAAAAAAUAGCCGGGCAUUGUGGUGGGUGCCUGUAGUCCCAACCACUUGGGAGACUGAGGCAAGAGAAUCACUUAAGCCCAAGAGUUUGAGGUUGCAGUGAGCUGUGAUGCCACGGGGUACUGUACCCAGGGUGACAAAGUGAGACUCUGUCUCAAUAAGAAAAAAAAAAAAAAAAAAACAAAAACUUUGUACCCACUCCCAUCCCAUGCCAGCUGCAACUGAGAUCUUGCUCUUGUCUUUCUAAACCAUCUCCCUCAAGCCAGGCCCUAGCAAAGUGAGUGGCCUGAGCUUUCAUUUAAGUAGUAUUUUAAUGUUUUCAGAUACAGCCAAGCCAAAGACUUUAAAGCAACCUAAAGAAACAAAGGGGAUGGGAGGAGUAUAGUUCAGGAGUCAGAUGGAUUUGAGUUUAUUUAAAUCUAGGCUCUGCCACUGCCUAGCUGACAGGGUACUUCUCUGAGCCUCAGGUUGUUGGUAGAGCUACCUCUGAGGCUGAACUUGCAAGGGCUGCUCUGGAAAGCACUUGGCACUUUGUCUAGUACAGAGAAGUCCUUAAAUACCCGUUACUCUUGAUUUCCUCAGCCUUUUCUACCUUGGCCUCCUGUUUCCAGCCACCGAAGCUGCUGUUGCAGAAAAACAAUGUUCCCUCACUCCCUGGAUUUGGUCUUUAUUUUAUCCUCUGCUUUUCCUCAUA
Messenger RNA from Nycticebus coucang (slow loris), 6835 nucleotides. RefSeq names its product MYC associated factor X (gene MAX). Gene Ontology annotation, biological process: positive regulation of transcription by RNA polymerase II. Lineage: Eukaryota; Metazoa; Chordata; Mammalia; Primates; Lorisidae. The record is from RefSeq and is a predicted model, not a curated record. Gene Ontology annotation, molecular function: protein dimerization activity; DNA-binding transcription factor activity. Bases 202 to 513 code for a protein of 103 amino acids. Gene Ontology annotation, cellular component: RNA polymerase II transcription regulator complex. The transcript is spliced from 4 exons.